Molecule: messenger RNA, 728 nt
Organism: Passer domesticus (house sparrow)
Lineage: Eukaryota; Metazoa; Chordata; Aves; Passeriformes; Passeridae
Gene: CD226
Product: CD226 molecule
Biological process (GO): positive regulation of natural killer cell cytokine production; positive regulation of natural killer cell mediated cytotoxicity directed against tumor cell target; positive regulation of type II interferon production
Cellular component (GO): external side of plasma membrane
Source: RefSeq, a predicted model, not a curated record
UUCUCUAUGAAUUUAAUUUUCAGUUAUGUUAAUACUGAAACUGAAUUCCUGUGUGUGCUUUAGCUAACAUGGAAGCACAGUUUGCAGAUUCAUCUGCUAAGCUUACUGAGAAAGUGAAAAUGCAGUGCAUAUAUCCAAAAAAAAAAGCUGUGAUAAUCCAGACAUCCCAGAUGAAACUUAGUGUAACUCUUAGGGAAAACACAGCUGUCUUGAAUCCAAUCUAUGGCAUACAUACCAAAGACAAAUACAAUAGAAGAAUUUAUUUUUAAAAUAAUGCCUUCAUGAAGAGCACUUUGGAAGACCAUGGUCUCCAAACCAACAUUUCCUCCAUUGUAACUAACCCAGAUGGAAUUUUGAAAAUGGCAAUAAAAAUUACUCAUUCAACAGAUGCUUUUGAAGUGUCUGAGAAACAAAAUACUCCCAUGUUUACCAAGCCAGGAGGAAAUGUUGCUUUUACUUUCCCUGAUAAAAUUGGAGAUUCAGUGCAGUGAGGGAUGUGGGAAAGGAUUAAAGCAGAUUGGGUGGAUAUUGUCAUUCUGUGCAACUCGUCAGGAAAGCAAAGCUUUGGUUUGGGUUUCAAAGAAUGUACUCUAGUGGAUUGCUCUGAUCAGGAAAUCUCCAGGAUUGUCUUUCAAAACGUUACAGCCUCUGACUUUGUGAUGUACUUCUGUGUAGCUGCUGGGAGAAACAAAAACUAUAUGAUGAAUUUUACUGUGGCUGGUAAGUAA